Molecule: messenger RNA, 5694 nt
Organism: Kuraishia capsulata CBS 1993
Lineage: Eukaryota; Fungi; Ascomycota; Pichiomycetes; Pichiales; Pichiaceae
Exons: 3
Coding region: 1-5694 (1897 amino acids)
Biological process (GO): phosphatidylinositol phosphate biosynthetic process; phosphatidylinositol-mediated signaling
Cellular component (GO): cytoplasm; plasma membrane
Molecular function (GO): 1-phosphatidylinositol 4-kinase activity
Source: RefSeq, a predicted model, not a curated record
AUGGACUUUGAGAUCCUGUCUGAUAGCACGAUACGUGCUCGUGCUGUGAAUGAACUUGCUGAAUACUCGGCCAAAAUGCCAAAAAACGAGAAUCCGGAGUCCAACGGAUUGUACAAGACGUUUCUCUCCAGACUGCUUCAAGCCGCUACAUUUGGAAACUCCAAGUCAUCGUCGAUCUCACCUCGCGAGGUGGAAAACGUGAUAGCUCUUUGCAAGUAUCUCGAGAAUUCAACAGAUGUUGCCCAACUGGACGUUGUUUUUGAAAAAUUAAGCUUAUUUUUCAUAAGGUUGCCUUCGUUGAACGUGCUGUCACCAGUAGGAACCUCGUCUUGGCCCACCACUCAGACCGAACUUGCUUUCACUCUUACCAGUGCUUUUUGCAAUGCUAGUUCCAAAUCACCAGCUUUGAAAUCACAGGUAGAGAGCUCAUUUUUGUCUUUCUUGGAGAAUUUCAAGGUUGGAGCUCAAUCUCCGUUGAGGCUUAGUUACUAUUUCGCACUCAUUGGGUUCAUUGAUGCGCUCCAAAAGUCAGUCUUUUUUGUCACAGCAUACUCAUCUUCAAUCAUACAGAAACUGAUUGAUCUGCUCACAGCUCAAUUUUUCAUCCAAGUCGAAGUCUGUAUGUCUGAAAUCUCCGAGAUUGAGGACCAAAUGGCUAUCUCAAGAUUCGAGGCUGAAGACUCGGAGUUCAGCUCUCUUCUCUUGAUGAAACUUUAUAAACAGUUGCUGGUCGAACACUUAAAGGGACACACGACUCCAGAGGCGAUGACUGAAUCUCUACUUCCGUCGAUUCUGAAGAGAGCUGUCUCAUCCCAAGUCGUCAAUGGUAACGGAAACGGAAACGGACACAUCGAAGAAUCAGAGGAAUCGCGUGAGUUCACCACGGUUCUUAAGCAAAUCACUGAACACAGCAUCCAGGAUGCAAUGGCAUUUGAGGCUGGCGGAAAUGAUAUUUUGUUGUCCACAUACAGUCGCCAGCAAAUGGCAUCUUGCAUUCAAGCAUCGUCACUGCAGAUAAUUGCCUUGGGUGUCGAGAAGGGCGUGGUGGACCUUUCUGAAGUGGAAAACAUAACCAAACGCUUUAUGGGGGACCCAUCUAAAGUAGCAUAUCACCAAUUGGCCGACUCUCUGUUUGGACUGGUGGCCAUGUUGUCUUUCAAGAACAGAAAGAUGGCUCAUUUGCUUGCCAGAAAGUUCCCAACCCUGUUACUCAGCCAUGGCCUCACAGGUGAAUCUGCAUCGGCAGUUGCUGCUUCUGUGGCUAUCUCCUUGAGCAGGCUUUCUCAAGAAGACAUUAUAUCCACCGUUUAUUCAAUCACCAACAUUCUCGCACCCACAUCUGAUUUUGUCACCCAAAGAAAGAAGUCUUUCAGAAAUGUUUCAGGGCUGGAACCCCCCAAAAGGAUUUCAAGUCGCACCAUGAGCCCAGUCUCGUCUUUGAGGUCUGUGGGUUCAGCUCAGAGGUCAGUUCUGAACCAUAUUGGACACUCUGACUUUGGAGUCGAACUCACCAGCCAGUCUUUCGAAAAUGUCCUUGCUGCUGCGGUUUCGUUCUGCAAGGUUCUUGACGAUGAGCAGAUUACGGUGCUGAUGGUGACCAUUCUGUGCCAGAAAUUCGGAAGUGUUUCCAAGUCUCUUGACAUCAUGUUGUUGAAGACACUUGGAACCUUCAUGCCAAUCGUUGACGAACGCGAGUUCUUGCACAUUCUGAAGCUUUUCACCGAGGGAGCCUUGAAGGCUGUUCGCAAAAGUGACAGCGCCCAUAAGGAUGCAAUUAUUGACAUAUGGGUUUCUGUUUCCGAAUCAGUUGCUAGCUUAUCCGACACCGAGAUAUAUCGCGUAUACUUGCACGAGCUUUUGAUCGGAAUAGCCAACAGAGGAGACGAUGUGCGUGACUUAGAGCAUCAUAGAUCAAACACAGAAGUCUCAGCAGUUGCUCAGGAAAUAGCGAUCUAUUUCAAGCCAUUGGCACACUUGUUCCCAUCGCUUGAUACUGAGCCCGCAAAGUUCACGGAUUUGCAGACAAUCAACCUCUUCAAGGAUGCCUGGUUCAACCUUGUUGUUCACGGAUACUCUCUCAAUUCAGAGAUAGGAAUUCUGCACAAGGAGACUCUAAAGAGAAUUGCAUACAGUUCCCCUCCUCUUGCGGAUGAGUAUUCGUGGAGCAGAACUGAGACUUCCAUUGAGCUCAACAGUGUUCUCAGAAGAGGAACCUCGAAACAUACCGAAAAACUGCACAAAGACAGUCUUUCAAAGACUUUUUCCCCCAAGGCAUUGGACAAUGCUGUUUUUGAGUUUAAGAUUUCGCGCCCCAAGCUGAUGUUUCUGGCUGCUACGCUGUUUUUGGAGGAUUUGCGAGUUGAAACAGGCGACUGUUCCACCUCUUUGAUCUACUUCUCUGACCCUAGUGUUGCGAUAACUGGAGUCCAGAAGUAUAUUGGUAACAUUGCCGUUUACAUUACUCUGAAGUUCAUCAGAGAAGUUCACAGAGGUGGGUCAGCGACGUUUGCAAUGGAUAACGUAUCUGAGCAGCUGAAGAAAAUGCUCAUUUUGUGUUGUCACAGAGAUUACGAGUUGCAAGAUGCAGCCUUUCAGUGCUGCAACUAUCUCAUUCAGAAGAUUCCCUCUUCUCUGUGUCACCACACAAGUUUGUUUUCGUUGCUUGACUUACUAUCGUUGCUCUUCCAGAGCAUAGUUGAUGCGGACACUAAUGAGUAUGAGCCAAAGGUGAAGUUUCAAGCAACAGCAUCUAACAUUACUCUGAACUUGUCAGACUCUUAUGAAUGGAGGCGUGCGGCUUGGCAGAAGCUGCACAAGUUUGGAACUUCAUGGACGAAACUGGCCCUCAUGAAGUGCAAUUACGACAUGAAAUCACUUCUACAGGCUUACAUUUCUCAAAUAGGAUUGCUGAACAUCGGCAAUAUACAUUUUGGAGUGUCUUUUGCACUUGAAAUGGCAGGUUCAGUGCUUCCAAGUGAUCGCGAGCUUUCCAAUUUGGGUGUUGAUGCUUAUUCAAAGACCAAUACCUUGGCAGGCUUUUUGUCCCAAUUCCAAUGGAGAAACAGCUUCAAGAAUGACAUUUUGAUCAAAGUUGCAAAGUUCAAAACCGAGGGCUCACCAUAUCUUCCUGGUAAUGUUCGCAGAGAGCUUCAAAGUAUCGAAACCAGACUGCAUGAGAAUGUUGCCAUCCCAUCACAGGAGCUGAUGAAUGUGCUUGGAGAUUGCACCGCUGUGGUGAUCAUAUCUCCAACACUUGCUGCUGGAUUCAUUGGUUGUCUGGUUAGAAUACCUUUCAAGGUAUUUACUUCUGAAAUCAUUGAUUUGGCGAUUGGGUUGUGGCUUACUGCCAUUAAAGAGAGACCAGACGCAUCCGCAUAUAUUCUGGCGCAAAUUCUUUCGCUCUGGGAGGAGAAGAUCCGCUGUCAUGAUGGACUUUUUAACUCCUCACUGACCAUAUUAGAUGCGACAUACAGCCGCAUGGAGUAUUUACCAACCAGCAAGGCUGAAAUGGACCACCUGGGUAGUGCUGCUAAUAAGAAGAUUAAACCUCAUUUGUUGCUGAUCAGACUUUUGGGUUCUCAUUUUGAAGCUACCAUGUACAGAAGUGACCAUGUUCUGAAGAUGUUCACCCAGACGUUCAUUCUUGCACUCAAGGGUCUCCGCAACGGAAGUUUGCAUCCUUUUGCAAGACUUGCCAGAUUCGAGCUGAUUGAUUGUGCUUUGAACAUUCUAGCUGUUCACAUCAGUUUGAAAUCAAGAGACGUUGGAGAGCUGACAUCAGCAAUAUUGAAUGGUGCUUUAUCGUGGUUCAAGCUUCCGCAAAGCACUCCAUUUGGAGGAAACAAACUGAAGAUCAAAGCGGACUACAAGCUGCUUCAGACCAUAACUAGGAGAAUUGCGGGUUUGUAUUUCAAGCAAGGCUCCAGUUUCCUGUCCAAGAAAACGCUUUUGCUUGCCUUCCUAGAGCACGAAGUCUCAGUGAUCGCAUCUUGGCUGGACCCUCUCAAUCCUUCAGACCCAAGUGGAACCUACCUCACCUCUGUAGGAAAACCCGAGGUUCUGGAUGCAUUCUAUGCCAACCCCAGACUUGCAAUCAAUUUGGUCAAACGGUACAAGCUGACGAGUCUGAACUCAAUGCUUAGGGACUUACUUCUUAAACAUCCCUUGAAAGCUCUAGACGAGCCUUUUGCAGUUGAAUAUCUUCUACACUCGGAUUCUCGAAGCUACGGAAAGCCCUCGAAGCAUUUGCUUCUUUGGAGCCCAUUACCACCUGUGGACUCCAUCAAGUUAUUUAUGCCACCUUUCAACGACGACCCUUUCAUUCUCCAAUAUACCAUGAGAUCGCUUGAGAGCCACGAUGUGAACCUGACCUUUUUCUACGUGCCCCAGAUUGUGCAAUCUUUGAGACAUGACUCUAGAUUAGCAUAUGUUCGCAGGUUUAUCUUAGAAACUGCAAAGGUUUCGCAACUGUUUGCUCAUCAGAUCAUCUGGAAUAUGUUGGCCAAUAGAUUUAAGGACGAGGACUCUGAGGUGCCCGAUUCUAUCAAACCGACACUCGACGAGAUUAUGGAUGCAAUGUUGAAGACCUUUUCCAAGAAAGACUUCCUGUUCUACGAGCAAGAGUUCAGAUUCUUUGAGGAAGUCACAGGUAUAUCAGGCAAGCUAAAGCCUUACAUCAAGAAGUCAAAAGCAGAGAAAAAGGCCAAGAUUGACGAGGAAAUGGAUCGCAUCAUUGUCAAGCCUGGAGUAUACUUGCCUAGCAAUCCAGAUGGUGUUGUAGUCGAUAUCAACAGGAAGUCCGGAAGACCAUUGCAGUCACACGCCAAGGCUCCAUUCAUGGCAACCUUCAAAAUCAAAAAGGAGAUUCCAGAUCUGAGUGAUGAUUCGCAAUCGAAGCUAGUAACCAUUGAACAGUGGAUGAGUGCAAUCUUCAAAGUUGGCGAUGAUUGUAGACAGGAUGUUCUUGCCCUGCAACUUAUUUCCGUGUUCAGAACAAUCUGGACCCAUGCCGGCUUGGACGUGUAUGUCUUUCCUUACAGAGUCACGGCAACUGCACCUGGAUGUGGUAUCAUUGAUGUGCUUCCAAAUUCGGUGUCGCGUGAUAUGUUGGGAAGAGAGGCCGUGAACGGUUUGUACGAGUACUUCAUUUCAAGGUUUGGUCCUGAAAAUUCGACCGAGUUCCAAACAGCCAGAAACAACUUCGUCAAGUCUCUUGCUGCUUACUCGGUAAUUUCGUACUUGCUGCAGUUCAAAGACCGUCACAACGGUAACAUCAUGUACGAUGAUCAGGGUCACAUUCUUCACAUUGACUUCGGGUUCUGUUUUGACAUUGUUCCAGGAGGAGUCAAGUUCGAACAAUCUCCGUUCAAACUGACCAAAGAGAUGGUUAGAGUCAUGGGUGGUGGUCAAGACACACAGGCAUACAAAUGGUUCGAAGAGCUGUGUGUCAAGGCCUUCCUAGCGUGCAGACCAUACAUGGACACCAUCAUCAACUGUGUUGUUCCUAUGACGGAAAGCGGGCUUCCCUGUUUCAAGCCAGCCACCAUCAAGAAACUGAGAGCAAGGUUUGUUCCAGAAAAGUCUGAGAAGGAUGCUGCUAUCUUCAUGCAGGGUCUGAUCAAGAAGUCUUUUGAAAGUGCGUCCACGAAGGGUUAUGACGAGUUCCAAAGAUUGACAAAUGGUAUUCCAUAUUGA